Vigna radiata var. radiata (mung bean) is the source of this 993-nucleotide messenger RNA. RefSeq names its product phosphopantothenoylcysteine decarboxylase-like. NCBI's taxonomy places the organism in Eukaryota, Viridiplantae, Streptophyta, Magnoliopsida, Fabales, Fabaceae. The transcript has 4 exons. Bases 278 to 835 code for a protein of 185 amino acids. Gene Ontology annotation, cellular component: phosphopantothenoylcysteine decarboxylase complex. Gene Ontology annotation, molecular function: phosphopantothenoylcysteine decarboxylase activity; FMN binding. The record is from RefSeq and is a predicted model, not a curated record. Gene Ontology annotation, biological process: coenzyme A biosynthetic process.
UAUUUCUUUUUCUUUUUCCUUCUUCGAAACCUAAAACCUAGACAAAGGGAGGGUUGUGCAGUGCAAGAGCAAGAGAGAGGAACAGCGAGACGUAUUGGGAAAAAAGGAGAAGAAGACAGACGGAGAGUGAGAAUUGUGAUAUUCGAAGAGUUUUCGAGUUAAGAGAUCGCCGAAAGGACUUCAGAUUAAGCUAGAAGACACUAUUAUAAGCAAAAGAUGUAGCAGAGAAAAGAAAAAGAAAGUGACAAGAACAAAGUAGAAUUGUUGAAAUCUGUGGAUGAUGAGUGACCCAAAUCCUGCGAGUAAUAUUCCACAAUCUUCUCAAAGGUGUGCUGUUCGGCCGAGAAAGCCUCGGAUUCUGCUUGGUGCUUGCGGGUGCACUGAUGCUGCAAAAUUUGCGCUUCUUUGUCAUUUUUUUAGGAGAUGGGCAAGUGUAGAAGUUGUUCUCACACGAGCCUCGAUACCUUUUAUUGAAGUUUCACAAACUCCCCGUCCAGUUUUUUUUAAUCCUAGGAAAACUGCUUCUCAUCAUCUGGAAUGGGCUGAUGUCUUUGUCAUUGCUCCAUUGUCUGCAAAUACCCUUGCCAAGAUUGCGCAAGGGAUAUGUGACAAUUCUUUGACAGAAGUUGUGCGAGGUUGGGACCGUAACAAGCCAUUUUAUGUUGCACCUGCCAUAGACCCUCUUACGUGGAAUAAUCCUUUGACAAGACAAUAUCGCAAAAGAUGCGAUGAACUUGGCAUUAAUAUCAUCGAUCCCUCUCCACGGGGUGAAAUGGCUGACCCUACUGAAAUUUCUUACAUUGUCAAAAUCUCUAAUGAAGAGAUUUGGGACUAAUGUUUUUUUUAGUUAAACGAAUCACUCAACAACUUAUUUUGAGUGUUUUAGUAUUUUUCUUUUUGUUUGUAAAGAAAGAAAAAUGUUCAAAGUUAGAAAAGUGAUACAAAGCAUUGAUGUUUAGUUUAGUGUGAAAGUAAUAAUGUCUUACAUAUGUA